Molecule: messenger RNA, 2406 nt
Organism: Gadus chalcogrammus (walleye pollock)
Lineage: Eukaryota; Metazoa; Chordata; Actinopteri; Gadiformes; Gadidae
Gene: carnmt1
Product: carnosine N-methyltransferase 1
Exons: 8
Coding region: 18-1382 (454 amino acids)
Molecular function (GO): S-adenosylmethionine-dependent methyltransferase activity
Source: RefSeq, a predicted model, not a curated record
CUGUGUGGCCUUGAAACAUGGCCGAAAUAACAAGGGACGAAGUAGCGGAGGGAGACCAGGAUGAACCUAAUUAUAACAAAGAAAGAAUCAAAUAUUCCCCGGAGGAAGAACGAAAACUAGAGAGGCAGCAUUUCUGGAGAGUAAUCGAUGCGUUCAGAUACUACAGCACCCAUGUCCACGAGCAGGUGAAACGUGCUCAGCGUCAGUAUCGGAGCUUAACCCAGCACCAUCAGUCCCUACUGCCGAGUGUCCUUCCCAACCUGACGCACAUCAGCCAGUGUGUGGAGCACAACCAGGAGGUCCUCCAUGCAAUAGUCCACAACUGUAUCGACAUGUUUGAGAACAUGGAGUACGGUGAGGAGGAGGAGUUGAAGAAACUGCGUCCCGCCUCUAUCUUUGAUAUGGAUAAACUUAAGUCCACCAUCAAGCAGUUUGUUCGAGACUGGAGUGAAGUGGGCCAGGCAGAGAGGGACACCUGCUACCUGCCCAUCAUCAAGGAGAUCCAGAGGCUUUUCCCCAGCGACCAAUAUGAUGUUUCCAAGUUGAGCGUGCUGGUUCCCGGCGCCGGGCUCGGGCGUCUGGCCUGGGAGAUCGCCCGUCUGGGCUACAUGUGCCAGGGAAAUGAGUGGAGCUUCUUUAUGUUGUUCUCCUCAAACUAUGUGCUGAAUAGGUGCGAGAAGGUGAACUCUCUUACCCUUUACCCCUGGAUCCACCAGUUUAGCAACAACAAGAGGUCAUCUGACCAGACUCGACCCGUCAGCGUCCCUGACAUUGACCCCCAGAGCCUACCCGUUACCUCAGACUUCUCCAUGGUAGCGGGGGAUUUCUGCGAGGUGUACACAGAACCUGAUUCUUGGGAUUGUGUUGCAACCUGCUUUUUUAUAGACACGGCUCACAAUGUGUUGGACUAUUUGGAGACCAUCUGGAAGGUUCUCAAGCCUGGAGGGGUCUGGAUCAACCUAGGGCCAUUGCUGUACCACUUUGAGAACAUGGCCAACGAGCUGUCCAUCGAACUGAGCUACGAGGACAUCAGGGCGGCUAUCGUUAAGUAUGGCUUCCAGCUAGAGGUGGAGAGGGAGUCUGUGAAGACGACAUACACGGAGAACGACCGCUCCAUGCUGAGACACGUCUACGACUGCGUCUUCUUUGUGGCGCGCAAGCCGGCCCGGGUGUACGCCAACGGCGACCGCGAGGAAGACGCCAACGUUGACCGCGAGGAAGACGCCAACGUUGACCGCGAGGAAGACGCCAACGGCAGCCACGAGGAAGACGCCAACGGCGACCGCGAGGAAGACGCCAACGGCGACCGCGAGGAAGACGAUGAAGCAUGCAUCGCGCCGCCGUGUGCAAAGUCCCCGCGGCGAGAGAGCGGGCUAACGUGACACGACCACACACACAAACACACACGCAACGACCGCACACACGCAACAACCACACGCACACAAAGGCACACACACACAACAACCACACACACAUACAAGACCGUGCAGACAAACACACACAAUGACCGCACACACACGCACAACGGCCACACACACACAAAACGACAGCACACACAAACAACGACCGUACACACACACAACAACCGCACACACCCACAACGACCACACACACACGACUGCGCACAUACACACACACACAAUAACUGCAGAAACACACAACAACCGCACACACGCCAGACGACAGCACACACAAACAACGACCGCACACAAACAACGACCACACACACACAACGACCGCACACACAAACGAUGACCGCACACGCACACAACGACCGCACACACACGCAACGGCCGCACACACACACAACGAUCGCACACGCUCACAAACAUGACCGCCAUCGCCAGAGCUGCCGACUUAAAGCAGCAUUGGGGUCAAAUAAAUGUAUUUGAGGAACGCUAAAACGAAACGAUCAAAGGAGUAUGGACACCAUCAUGUGAUUUUCAUUCAGUUUGAUUUUUUAUCCACACAGUACCUCAAAAGAGAGACAAAUUGACCCAUCACCUGCCAAACUCCUUCUUUGUUCCGGAGGGAUUUUUUGUCUUGAAGUCAAUUUUUAAUCCGAUGUUGAAAUACUUUUUGUGCGCAUUUUUGUGUUUUUUGGGGGAGAAAAUGUAUUUGGACUGAUUGUGACUUGUGCAUCUCAUUUACGUAUUAAGGUAUUUAUUUUUCACUGAAUCCAGAGAAAUAUCUCCACAGCCCUGUCAUAGGGAUACGAAGUUGUUUUAAACUUAUUUUGUAUGAUUGGACACCAUUAUCAGUACUAAUUGUAUUUUCUACUAUGACUUUGCAAUAAACAUUAAAGAAAAUGAUGUGAACCGCAUAUAGUCUCUUUCGUUUCUCGACUGUGCGUUUAGGUAGCCCGUUCAGAUUGUUCACGUGGUAAGUUUUAUGUGGGUUAACAGG